Molecule: messenger RNA, 1152 nt
Organism: Thyridium curvatum
Lineage: Eukaryota; Fungi; Ascomycota; Sordariomycetes; Thyridiales; Thyridiaceae
Exons: 1
Coding region: 1-1152 (383 amino acids)
Source: RefSeq, a predicted model, not a curated record
AUGCUGGCGCCAAAACCGAUUUCGCCCGCCAAAGAGCUUCGGGUAAAGAAUAGUAUCCCUCAACUUAUGAAGGCUUUGCCACCGGUUCCCGGACACGAUGCAGAACUUGCGGAGCACGAAGAUUCUGCCGAAGACUGCAGAGCUGAUCUCCCUAUCGUUGCAUCGCCGGCUUGCGUUUUCCUGUUGCCCGCAACAUCGCCUACGCGCAAUGCUGAGCCGAUUCGCACGGAGUUGGAGAGCAAGCUCGAAGACAAUGAGACCCACACUGAAGACCAUCCUGCCAUCUCAAGGCGGAAAUUGCGUCUGAGAACGUCGAUGUCAUCUGCUGCUUGUGCCACUGGAUCGACGAAUCCAAGUCCAGAAAAGAUCUUGUCGACUCCGGACAUCACACCGAGUUCGAGUAUACGAGCAGAGAAGGGUUCUUUAGAAUCAUCAACCCGAAAGCCAAAGCUGCGGCUCAAAGCUGUUGUGCAUGACGCACCUUCGACGAACCUGAUCGCCAGCACGGGGACUGUGAGACGACGUGUUGCUGUUGAUGGCUCAUGUCUGAUUACCAACUUGGUCAAUGCACCGCCUGAGUACUUGCUCAAGUCACAAGACAGCUCAGCAAUCACUCAACCUCGAACGCCGGGUUCCCAGAAGUCCGAUCGCCCAAGCCGUAAGAAAAGGGGUGUCGCCCCCAGCAUACCGCCAGUCACCCCCAUCAGCAUGUCUACGCCCUCUUCAGACUACCCCGAGAACCGAGGUUCUUUGGACAGUCAUCCGGGCUCUACCCCAUUGACAUCGGCUGACGGUGAUAACACUUCUCACCGGGGCAGCCACCAAAAAACACCCUUAACUCUCCGGCAUGAGCUUCAAGGAUUUGCCACGAACACAACGCAUCUCACGAGUGGCAUCCGAAAGACCCCUAAACCUGUUCCUCUCGCGGAGCUGAUCCCGGACGCGGUGGCAGUAACCCCUACAAGGACUUCAAUCACCACGACUGGUAGUGCGGCCAGCGGCCUGGGUUUCGAGGUGCCAAGGAGAUCCAAGUCGGGUCGUGCUAUCAGGUUCCGGACACGCAUCUCGAAAUGGGUCAAGGGAGCGAGAACCGCCGUGAGUGCAUAUGUCAGAAGGACACGAGGCACUGUGUCGACCAAGACGAGAUCAUAG